CAGCCUCAGUGCAGUUCAGCUGAUAAUUUACUGUCACACUUUAAAACAACUCGGGAUAAAUGUUACCCCAAAUUGGCCUUUGUACCUUUUAGCGAGGACAGAACAGAGGUCCACGGCAACUGUUACCUGAUACAUGACAGAAGAAACAUUAAAGAAAGCGCGAGCUGGAACCAUGAGUCACCUCAGCCCGGGACUUCUCUCGGCGUACAACAGCCUCACAGACAAACAUCUCGCUGGAUACUUCAGCAAUACUCGCAUCAGGAGACACCUGCAGAGAGCUGGACUGAUCACCAGGAGCGGGCGUAUUGUUCCAGAUAAGGAGUACAGACACAAGCUGAUCCAGAGAUCCCACCAGAAGCAUGUUCGAGAAUGCCUGGCUCAGGCCAUUUUCCACAAGGUGCUGGAGCUGGAGCGUGUCCAUCAAAUCGAGAUCAAAAGGAAACUAGAGGAGUUUGCAAGGAGGGAAAGAGUGCACAAGAUCAAGGUGGAGCGAUCUAAAAGGUAUGAGGAAGAAAUCGUCCACAUCCUUUCCCCACGCCCACCCACAGGUGCCAGGGGCAUCCGAAAGCAGCACUCUGGACCAGAUGGGGAACACUCUGAAUCCUCAGAGUCUCCGGGCUCCUCUCGACCCAACACGGCUCCAGGGAAGAUGCAGAGGCCAGUGCGUCUGAAGCCGAUCCACAGUAACAGCACCACAGCUUCGCUCAGACGCAGCUCCCCUUACAGACUCCACGAGUUCUCCAAUGACAACAACCAGCCAUUCAACUGCACUGUGAACAAGGAGUCCCGCAGACCUUUUAACACGAUGGAGGCCUCUCAGGGCAUCUCACCCUACAUCCUUCCAGUCAUUAACAACUUUGUCACUCCUGUGCCUCCACCCACCAAGAGGAUAGACAGGGGGUUUAAGCUCAAUCCCAGCAGCACACUCAGAGGCCGCAGGCUGCGUCCAACCACUGCCUCCAGUGGAGCUGACAUCACUGAGGACCCCCCCAUGCUGAGGAGCUCUGUGCACCAGAGCAGAGUGUGUGUGAACAUGAUGUACUUUGGCAAAUCAGUUCACCUCUCCCACGACCUGACAGACAUGAGGGACGAGGUCCGAGUGUUUCAGCAACACUGUGGAGGAGAGAACCUGUGUGUUUUCAAGGGAAAGCUUUGUGAAGGAGAGACCUUCCAGUUCAUUUCAAGGCGACACCGAGGUUUCCCCUUCAGCUUGACUUUCUUCCUGAACGGGCUGCAGGUAGAGAGGCUGAGCUCCUGCUGCGAGUUCAAACACAGGAAGGGCUCCAGACUCGGUGGCAGGCACGGACACUUUGGAUUCUGCGGUGUUGAGGGAGCCUCUCCCUGCUACAAAUGUAUCAUUGCAAUGGGAUUGGACAAAAAGCCCACUCCUCCACCAAAGAGGGUCAAAGAGGAUCGAGGAAGAGAGGAGUCAGUCUUCACCCUGAAAGAAGCUCCUGAGAUGAGAGCACAGAGGACAGGAUCCCAUUCAGAGAGUGAAACCGUCCGAGCUCAGGACAUGGAGGUGCAGGUUAAAGAAGAAACAGCAGCGGAGGAAGAGGACAAAGUCAGAGACGAUUAUGAGGAAGACUUUGAAGCAGACGAUGAAGGCCCUGCAGAAGAUACCGAGGCAAAAGAAAAUAAAUCUCCAUCUCCACGUGUUGAAAUGGAAAGGAAGGUUAAAGAGAGAGACACCUCUGAGACUGAAGACGACCAUGAAAAGGAUGAAGACUUGAAGUCUCGGUCAGGUUCCAGCUUGUCGGGCAGUGACCAGGAGGAGAGCGAUGCUGAAGUCACCAAAAGCUCUCGAGAGGAAGAGAAAGCUGAGCAACCUAAAGAGGCCGAUGAAGAAGAAACUGCUGUUCCACCAGAUAAAAAAGAUGAACCGCAACGAGGAGAAACCCCCCCCACUGAGGCCGAGUCGGCUGCGCCUAAAGAGUCUGACGUACCAAACAGUGCAGGGGAGAGAACAGAGAUCAACAUCUCUGACACGAGCCUCCCAUCAGGGAACGAGAACAAACAGAGUGACAAUACGUCGGGAGAGAAGGAGGUGGAGAAAACAGUAAAUGAGAGUAAACAGGAGGAGGAACAGGAGAGGGCCAAAUCUGUGCAGGAGAAGAUGGCAGAAGCGAUACUGAAGGAGUCCCAUUGCAGCUCUGAGCCUGAACUGAGUGACACCAGUACUGAGGACACGAUUGAGUCGAUCACUAAAGGCCAUGAACGGGACCACAAGGAUGCAGCUGCCGAGAAAUCAGCGACAACUAUUGAACAGCAGCAGACCGUCGGGGAGGAAACAAAAUGUGAUGAAGAUUUUGUUGCUUUAGCUGUGGUGGUGCUUGAUCAGGAGCAGUCGUCUGAGAAAAAAGAGCAGGAGCCUGUUGAGAAAGAAAUCGAAGAUGAGCAGGAUGAAGAAUAUGAGGAAGAUGGCAAGGUUAUAUCUGAAGAGGACAAAAGUACUGCAGAGAAUGAUGAAUCAGGGGAAACACACGAUUUGGGUGCAGCUCUGCUUCCUGUACCUAAAGAAAAAACUGGUGAGAAAGACAAGACUUCAGAGGCUCAAGAGGAUUUGGCGGAUAAACCCACAGUUGCUGCUGAGAAAAAGGAGGACAACGAGGAGAAAGCGGUGGUGGAGGCUUAUGUGCAUCCCGAAGAGACAGGGCAAGGGGCAAAAAGCAGCGAGGGAGACGAGUCAUCACUAUCAGCACCAGAUAAAAAGACUGAUGAGACAGCAGAGCCUGAUAAUGUGGAGGCGAUGACAGCGAGCGAAACAGUGGAGAUGAAAGCAGAGUCCUCAGAGGAACAAGAGGCCCUCAGCUGUGAGGAGGCACCUGUAACCGGCACAGAGACGAGUCAGCUGGGAGACGUCGAGGACAGAGCUGCAGAAUCAAAAACUGAAGUCACAGAGGGGAGCAGAGACCCCACAGAUGAAAUAACUGCAGAUAAAAGCCAGGACAAUGCAAAAGAUGAGAGCAUUAACGAUAUUAACAAAGAGUCAGUGUCAGCAGUAGAGGCCAGUAAGGAUGACAAUCAAGAACAGAAGGAAGAGCAGCCAAAACAAUCUGUGGAAAUGGAUGAUAAGAAAGAGGAGAAAUCUGAAGAGGGAGGUAAGGAGGCAGAAAAGCAAACAAAUGCAGAUGAGACAACAGAGGGUGAAGAUUGCGAGCAAAGGCAAAUGCAUGGGAAAGAUAAAACAGAAGAAGAGAAUAAUGAGAGUAAGACAGAAGAAAGGAUAGAAAACAUUUCAAAUGAAGAGCAAGCUGAGAAAACCAACAGCGAGGAAGAUGAGGUUGCAAAUGUGGAGAAGGCAGAUACAUCUGAAAAGACAGAAAAGGAUGAGGAGAGUGAAUGUGUCAAGAAUCAAAAUGAUGAAGAAUCAGUUGAAAAGAUAGCUACAACUCUGAUAAUAACUAGUGCGGCUGAAAAAAUAAGUGAGACAAUCACAGCUGGUGACGAAGCAAAGCAAAGUGUAGCAGAGAUGGCAACGAGAGAGCCGAUCGAGAACAAAGCAGAGCAAAAUGAAGCUGCAAACAAUAAAGACAGUGAGGAAUCAGUAAGGAAAAAAGUGGUGACUUACACAACCGUGGAGGUAGAAGAAAAAUCGGAGAAAGCAAAAGAACCUCACAAAAGGGCAGAUGGAGACAUUGAUAAAGAUUAUGUGAAAAAGUCUGAUGGAAAUAAUGAGUCAGAGGAUGUUGGGGACAGUGAAGCAGCAAACAUAGCACUGGCGACUGUAAUGGCUGCGGAGAUGCUAAACCAAACAACGGAAGCUGAAGAUGUGACUAAGAACCCCGAAAGAGGAGGCGACAACGAUGACGAGGCAGAAAUUGAUGCUGAAAAUGGAGAGAUUUCGGCUGGAGCAGAGCGCAAACCUCAGGUGGAUGAGGGGCAGGCUCUAAUUGAGGGCGCAAAUGGCAUAACAACAGCAGAGCAGACAGAAGAAGAAGAAGAAGAGAGAAAAACAGAAGCUUCAAAGGAAGACAGCACAGAGGUAAAAGAAGGUUAUGCGGAGUCUGGAGAUGCUGCUGAAAAACAUGAAGAAGACGUGGCUCAGGCUCCUGUCAAUGCUGUGGUUGAAGUUGAGGCUAAUGAAGAGGAUGGCAGAGUCGAAGAGCAAGAUCAGCCUGCUAACAAUGAGUCAGAGCUGGAGAAUUCUGGUACAGGUAUAAAAGAGGAAUCUGAAUCAGAUGAAAGAAGAGACACUGAGGAAACAAAACAAGAUGAGAACGCCAACUUAUCUGAGAGCGAUCAUAAAAACAGAGAGACCAGAGAGAGCGGUAAUGUCAACGAGGUUAUAGUAGUUUCCCCGAUUGAUCAUGAUCAGUCUACAAGUCCCACAGCCGUGGAUUCAGACGAUACAGCUCUGAAGUUGGAGAGCUCCACCGCGCCGUCUGACUCAAACACCGAAAAACAACCAGAUCCCGAGGAACAUCCCGCUGUUGCUGACCUCUCAGCUGCAGACGGAGAGAACGGAGACACUGAGGAGGCGAGCAAGGCCUCGGAGGAAGGAGCGAGUGUUCUGCUCAAGCCUCCUCCAGCAGAGUCGAUACAACUUUCCCAACAAAAUGAGGCCGAUAGAGCAGAAAAGAGUGUUGACGUAGUCGAGGAAACUCCAGAGGGUUUAGCAAGAGAGGAUCUGGUCACAAACUGGGUGACCAUGCACCAAACGUCCAAGUAUUUUGAGACUUUUGUUGAACCUUUGGAGGACUUGAAGGAAGUAACUGAAGAUGCUGACGUAUCAAACUCCAACAAAGAAGGGACACAGUCCACAGAGCUACAGAGAUCAGUGAGUCCUCCUGCGAAUUCUCAAAAUCUAGAACAAGAGCACACACCAAAUGAUAUAAACGAAUCAGUGGGAAAGACAAAAGAGGGAGCCGAGAAGUUAGACAUUGAGAGCGAUCACCCUGAUGAUGGUGAUCCAUGUGAGAAGAGCCUGGAAAAAGAUCUACCGCAAGAAAAGGAAGAGACUGAGGUUCAUGAUUUCAUUACAAAAACAGACAGUGGACAAAUUGAUAAAGAGUCUGUGGUCGGGCAGGACUUGAGACCAGAAGAGCACACAGAGAGAUGUGAAUCUGUAGAAGAAGACCAGGUUCACAGAGUUUUAAUGCAGGAUAACACUGACCAGACUCAUGACUCCAAAACUGAAGUGGAAAGCAUCGCAGGCGCUAAUCUUUCAGUAACCAGUGGCAAACCUGAGAGCAUCCCUGAGUACCAAAUUGAUGAAAAAAAUACGGAUAAUGCUGCAGAAAUAAAUGACAAAAUAACAGCUGUAGAAGAAGAGAAAGAUCUACCUUCCUCUAAAACAGAAGAGCAUGGGGAGCUUUCAGCAACUCCAGAAAGGCUCUCCACAUUAAGAAAGAGUGAAUUGGAAGGUACAGAAGAAACAUUGGAAAAAAGUCGUGAAGUUACAGAAAUAAGUGAUUUUACACAGUCCCGGUCAGAUGAUGGAAGCCAGGAGGAGUCACGCCAUGAAGAGAUCAACCCAAAACCGCCAGAUGCAGACACCAACGGAGAGAGUCGAGAGCUGCAGCUGAUCCAAGACAUCAAACACACUCUGAGUAAAGACCAACUGAGCACCUACUCAGUGGAUGAAACUCUGUUCCCUCGAAGUUCGUACCCUUUACUGGCUGUAGCCAGUACAGAGAGUGGACAUUAGAGUGAAGGUACGCUUUACUUCUGUUUUGUCAUUUUGAUUUCAAAUGAAACAAAUAUGACGACAGUAAAAUUAUUAAAUCUGACGGAGAAGAUUUUUGCACUUUGAUUAGACGAUCACAUUAAGAUAUCGAGACAAUGAAUAUAAGAUGACUUUAACUUAGACAGAGGCCUUUGAGUGGCUUGUGGUUUCUGUGUUUACAUAGCAAUGACUUCCUGAAUAGACUUCAUCCUUCAAUCACCAAAAAGAAGACGUUGCAUUAAUGAGUUUUGACUGCUGGCUCAAAUGUUUACAAUAGACCAUCUCUUCCUUUUGUUGCUAACAAAGAGGCCUCACAUCGUUUCUGCGAGGUAUCAGGUGCAGCCGCCAUCAUCUAUUACAUGUAAACAGAUACCCCUCCACUCACAAAUAAUUCAAUAAUUCAUAGUUGCUGAACUCCCGCAGCUUAUUUGGCACACUUUAUAUUUCCACUGAAUGUACACAAGCACAAUGUUAUAGUGCCUUAGUAUCAGAUCUGUCUGUUUUCAAAAGUGUUAGUAUUUACUGCCUGAACAUUAUUACUUGUUUAGAUGAUAUCUAAACUUAAUGCAGAGAAACAAAGGACAGCUAAGCUAACAUGCAUUAUUCAUUCAUACAUUUAGACUGCUAAUUACUUAAACAAACCCUGAAGAAUGUCAAAUGUAGACACUUAUUUGUGUCGUAAUUGCUGCUAAC
This is a messenger RNA of Labrus mixtus (cuckoo wrasse), 6361 nucleotides long. RefSeq names its product glutamate-rich 3 (gene erich3). The transcript has 14 exons. Bases 173 to 5650 code for a protein of 1825 amino acids. The record is from RefSeq and is a predicted model, not a curated record. Lineage: Eukaryota; Metazoa; Chordata; Actinopteri; Labriformes; Labridae.